AGGGGAGGGACGUCCGGUCCAUAACAACACCAUCACCAGCAAGAUUUGUCCAGCAAUUAAUAGGUGCGCUUGAUUUAGCAAUUCAGCUCGCCCUGCGCGGGUAGGUCUAGAGGGGGGUUUCACUUUGUGACCGUUCCAUUGGUUCUACAGAGCGACGAGGGGACGAAAUCAAUCGCUGUCCAUCAAUCAUCCAAUCACCAGCGCAUGCAGCGUAGACUGUUUUGUCAAGUAGCGCAGACUGUUUUGCCAAGUAGCGCAGUUGGAAAUACUAGUUUGGCAACUAGUGAAUUUGUUCCAGUACAACCUUUCGUUUAGUGCAAACGAUAGCUUACAGAAUCGGAUAUCAACACAACAACCAUGGAUAAAGAGGAGGAGAGGGAAGGGGAACAGCGUGAGCCCGUGGAAGGGUUUUUGGGGGAGAGAAGACCGAGUAUCAUGAGACUACAGGGGAUGUUGAGGAGAGUCUCCCAAAGUCCCUUCUACAAACCAUACAGGACUCCUAUCCCCUCCACUUCAGAAUCCAGAGAUUGCUCCAUCAAUGACACUCACCUGAAGCAGAAUGGAAUCAAUCGCAGCUUGUCAAAAGAUAAUCCAUUAUUCUCUUAUAUGAAAGAAUCGAGCAGUGUGACUAUUGACGGGGACACUGAGAAUCAGGAUUCAGAGGUUCUACGUCAGCAGAGUUUAGCCACCAUCUUUGCUCCUCCGCCUGAGUUUCAGAGCACAACAGAGGACAUCAAACCUGACAAAAAACAGACGGACAACAACCUUCAGACCACACCAUCUGAUCAGCAGACAUAUAUUUUCAAAACCAUGUCUGAAAGACGGUCACCGGAUCUCUUCAAAACAACACCCCUAACUCAAAACACACCAACAAAUUUGAGCCAUAGUCCUUUAUUUGUCACAACUUCUGAAAGACUGGAGCUUUGGAAAACUCCUUCAAACCAACAGGACCUAUUCAAAACUCUGCCGUCAAAAACACCAGACACAUUCCAAGUUCCUCCCACCAAGGGAGAGUACCUAUUCAAUGCUCCUCCCACCAAGGGAGAGGACCUAUUCCAAACUCCACCCACCAAGGGAGAUGAUCUUUUCAAUGCUCCGCACACAAAGGGAGAUUACCUAUUCAAAGCUCUGCCCUCAAAAACGGCAGACAUAUUCCAAGCCCCUCCUACCAAGGGAGAUGACUUCUUCCAAGUGCCACCUACAAAUGGAGAUAACCUAUUCCAAGCGCUACCCACCAAGGGAGAUUACCUAUUCAAAGCUCCGCCCUCAAAAACGGCAGACAUAUUCCAAGCCCCUCCUACCAAGGGAGAUGACUUCUUCCAAGUGCCACCUACAAAUGGAGAUUACUUAUUCAAUGCUCCUCCCAACAAGGGAGAGGACCUAUUCCAAACUCCACCCACCAAGGGAGAUGACCAAUUCCAAGCUCCUCCAACUAAGGAUCAUGACCUAUUCCAAGUUCCUCCCACCAAGGGAGAUGACCUAUUCCGAGCCCCAUUGUCCAUUCAAAAGGACCACUUCCAAUCCACUCCUUCUGACACACCCAAUCUCAUUCAAGCCACGCCUACUAGGUCAAAUGACUCUUUCCAAACUCCCUCCUCCAAUGUGACACCAGACAUCUUUCAACCUCUGCCUUCCAGGACAUGGGACAUUUUCCAUUCCUCGCCCAAUGACAUCUUUCAGGGUGCCUCUUUCAGUACUCAGUCUACAGUCAAACAGUCCACACCUUUAUUCCAGACUUCAUCAGGGCAGAAAACAGACAUCUUCUCAGGGUCAGAUUUUGAGAAGACUGCUGAGCUCUUCAAUGCAUCACUCUCCAACACGCAGGCUUUCAACCUUGCAACACCCUCUGAUAAACAGUAUGACAUCUUCCUGAUGACCCCUCACGGAACCAAACAUGAUGUUCUCCGACCCAACCAUACUGCUUUGAAACAUGGUACCCUCCAGGCCAGAUCCAUGUCCCCCACGCAGGCUUUAAAUGGUUCCCCCCAGGUGAAGACCUCCAACAGCCCUCCCAAACCAGCUCCUCGAAAAAGACAGCCCAAGCUACCAAGUCUUAACAAAUCAGAGGAGGAGGUCUUCGAGAACAUUCUUCUGACUGGCCAGGAGAGGUGUGUGGAGGAUUGGCCUGAAGACAGUCCUGAGCUCAAUCCUGACUGGAAACCUUCUGGCAAGCUGAGGCUUAGGAGGGAGUCAAUGAAGGUGGCAGCAGACUCUGAUGGGGGGAGUGUAGAAGAAGAACUGGAAGAGAAUGGCCCUGCAAAACGUGGGAAAACCAAAAAGUUCAGGGUAUCCUUUCUUUCCAGAAGAGGGUCAAAGGAUAAAUAUUCUGAAGACCUGAAGGAUCGUGACAGCGGCACACUACGUCGAGGAUCAAAGGAUAGAUUUUUUGAAUCCAAGGAUGGAGAGAGCAAUAGUCUCCGUCGGCGGUCAAAGGAGGGCUUUCUGGAUGAAGACUUCUCAAAGAAAGGGGUAGAUGUCUUCUCUGCAGAUUACGAAGAUAAGGAGAAUUACAUGGAGCAUGGCAAGCCGAAGAAAUCAUUCAAAUUCAAAAUGCCCCUUGUGCAUCGCAGAGGAUCUAAGGAUCGAUUUUCAGCUGAACGUCUUGAAAAAGCUUCAGGCCUACAUUCGCCUCAACAUAGAGCUAAGGAGGGCUUGCUAGAUGAUGACUUUCCUCAGAAGAAAGCAGGUUUCAUAUCUGCAGGGGAGAAUGAAGAUGAAGAACGGAAUGGGAUGGAAGACUGGAAACAGCCCGUGGGUUUGGAUGAGAACUCUGAAGAGGAGGCAGAAGAACGUGAUGGGACGAGUGCAUUUGAAAAAAGUAAACGGGUCAAAAUUAAGUUUGUGCCUCAGAGAGGGUUCGCAAUCUGCCUCGAAAAGAGUUCCCAGGAUGAACCAACAGGCGCUCGUGGAUACACACCUCGCAGAGGCUCAAAGACGCUUCAUGAGAAACCUCUUGUUGAACUUAAAGGUGCCAAUGGUUAUACACCCCGCAAGGAGUCCAAGGUUAAUAUUUUUGAGGAAACAGAAGAAGUGAAAGGCUACGUCCCUCAGUCACACCCCAAGCAGAGCUUUUUGGAUGAUUACUUACCUGAGAAGGGGGCAUGUUUCUUCUCGGCAGGAGAGGUAGAAGAAUAUCAACAGAAUGUGAUGGAAGACUGCAAACCGAAGAAACCGUUCAAAUUAAAAGUCCUACAUAUGAAUCGUCGGAAAUCUGGGAGUGCCGAGGAGAAUCCACAGAUUAGUAGUACACAACAGUACUCCCCACAAAGGAGAUCAGAGGAGGGCUUUCUGGACAGUGAUGUGCCUCAGAAGGGAGCAGAUCUCUUCUAUGCAGGACAGAUGGAAGAUGAACAGAACGAGAUGGAAGACUGGAAACCGAAGAAACCUUCGAAAUUUAAGAACCGACUUGCAAGUCGGCGGAAGUCAAACCCAAUCCAGGAAACAUUUCUACAUGAAAAGUCACAGAUUGGUUCAGAGCGCUACACACCUCGACGAGCAUCCCAUGAGGGCUUUCUGGAUGAUGGCACUUCUCAGAGGAGGUCAGAUCUCUUCUCAGCAGGAGGGAAUGGAGAAGAUGAUGAACAGGAUGAUAUAGAAGACUGCAAACCGAAGAAAUCAUUCAAAUUUAAAGCCCCUCAUAAGCAUCGCAAAGGAGCUAAGAAUAAAGUGAGAGAUGGAGGGAUGACUGAGUACCCACCAGGAGCUACAUCUAGUGACUACUACUUUUCAGAGGCUGCAGAGGCUGAGUGGCGUUCUGCUCAGAUUGACGAACAGCUUGCAGAAGGUCUGGAGGAUGAGGAGGAGGAAGAGGGGGACACUGACAGCUUGAUGGAGUGGUGGAACACUGUGGAACAAUGGGAUGAGCUGCCGUCAGAUGAUGAAGACAAGACGGUGAAGGACGAUGAGACCAGGUCGUUCACCCUACUGGCAGAGAAGGUGCACCGCGGCCUGAGUGUCUUCAACAAGGUGUUCACGGAGCGUGCCGAGGUCCUCUGGCAGUACGUCAUCAAGCUCCACGCCCUUGCCGACGACAUCACCUCCUUCCAUAAGAAGGCCAAGAUCGGCAACAUCACCGGCGGCACCACUGCCGCCGUUGGGGGCGGCGCAGCCAUCGUCGGCCUGGCCCUCGCCCCCUUCACCUUUGGCGCCUCGCUCAUCAUCACGGCUGUGGGCGUCGGAGUGGCAGCGGCCGGCGGGAUCACGUCGGCCUCGGCGACCAUCUCGGACAACGUGAACAACAUGCAGGACAGGAAGAAAGUGGAGGUGGUUCUGGAGGAUUAUGAGGCGAGGAUGGAGGAGUUGGUGAAGAUCUUGAGGUUUGUGUGCCAGGGGCUGUAUAGACUCAGGGGGCAUCCUCUCCUCCGGAGGGGAACCCAGCACUACUCUGGAGACUGGGAGGUCCGCAGGGCCGUUCACAUGGUCAGCCUAGUGGAUAGACCAGUGUUGAGGGCCACAGAGGUAACAGAAGGAGCUGCUGUGGCCCUCAGGGGCCUCUUCAAAGGAAUGGAUAAAUACUUCACCAAGGACUCCCGUGAGCUGAAGAAAGGGUUUAAGAAAGAGGUGGUGUUUAAGAUUAGGCAGGUAGCUCAGGUGCUGUAUGAGGGCCUGGUGGAGCUGAAUGCUAUCAGGGAGGAGCUGCAGGAUGCUAAUGGCAAUAUAUAAAAAACUACAACUCCCACAUUGCAACGUGUCUUAUGCGACUCACGGCCCCCCUCUACUGUUUAAGAUCUCCUUUUUCUUUUUUUUUACAUAAACCUAACAAGGACUUUCCCAACUUUCAUAAUGUUCCUCUUUAAACGAAAAGGAGAAACUGCCUUGUGAUAACUUGUUUCAAACUUUGAUUGUAUUCCACAAUUCGGGCAACUAUGCAGCACGUGAAGCUUUUACUUACAAAUAAUUUGUAUGUAUAACUUUACUGGAUUGUAAAGUAGUAGGCCUAUGAUCUUGGACACGUGUUUACAACUAGUUUAGGCAUCUAAACAUUCCUCAGCGCUGUUUUUUAGGCACACAGAAAAUCACCUGACAACUCAUAUGACACUGGAUUUAGAGAUUUCGCUUUUUGCCUCACCGUGUGUGUGCACUGACUGAAUGCUUUGUAAAGCAUCUGUUCCAGUUAUUUCCUUUAUUAUUGUUCAUAUGAUAUCAUGUAGCCAUGGGAUCUAAUCUAGCUAUUCUUUUAAUACCGAGUAUAUAUUUCAACGCUAAUAAAUAGGUUACUUAUCCUGUAACCAAAUGAAAUGUGCAAUGUUGAUAACUAAUAGUGUAAUGAGGUAACUAUUGGAAUUGUGUUAAUAAAGAGAAUUAUGCAUUUGAA
Molecule: messenger RNA, 5314 nt
Organism: Coregonus clupeaformis (lake whitefish)
Lineage: Eukaryota; Metazoa; Chordata; Actinopteri; Salmoniformes; Salmonidae
Exons: 36
Coding region: 358-4662 (1434 amino acids)
Biological process (GO): lipoprotein metabolic process; lipid transport
Cellular component (GO): membrane; extracellular region
Molecular function (GO): lipid binding
Source: RefSeq, a predicted model, not a curated record